AUGAAGUUGAACUCAAUCUUUCUACGCUAUCCCAGUACUACAACUAUGCACACCACACAAUUCCGUCUCCACAUUUCCUUCCUUUGCAGGUCCAGUAAUAACAGAUUCACCAUGAAGCUCACUAUCCUUGCCACCCUCAUCGCUUGCGUCUCUGCCUUCACUGGCGAGCCUCUGCGAACUUCGGUCAAGAGUUCUUCUGCACUCUCCAUGGCUGCUAUUCAGCCAAAGCUCGCCUACGUUCCAUGCAUUCCUUUGAGUGACCUCCCCAAACCUGGAAGUGCCACAUCUGGAGUUGCUGGAGGUCUUGCAAUCUGCAUUGCCGUCGACCCUAAGGGAUCUGUUUAUGCUCUUGGAGACAAGUGCCCCCCAGUCAACCAGCCUCUUUCCUUCGGAAAAGUCAAUGAUGACGGAACCAUCCAAGAUCCUGUCCUUGGAACCAAAUUCUCCUUGAAAACUGGUGAAGUUGUUGACUGGUGCCCAGCUGGACUUUAG
Messenger RNA from Seminavis robusta, 492 nucleotides. The record is from the annotation of a GenBank genome assembly. Lineage: Eukaryota; Bacillariophyta; Bacillariophyceae; Naviculales; Naviculaceae.